AUGGAAGUUUUUUGUCGGGGAUAUAUCGGGGAUGCGGAGCAUAUUAGUAAGGUUACUGUAUGCAGAGCAGUAAGAAAAGUGUGUCUCACUUUCAAGCGCUUUCUUCCCAUUUUUGUCCUGUUUCCUGGACAUAAACCCCUGAGAACCAUCAAAGAGGAGUUUCACAGGAUUGCUGGAUUUCCCAAUGUGGUUGGGUGCAUUGAUGGUACACAUAUACCCAUCAUUGCACCAACUGAAAAUGAGGCAGACUAUGUGAACAGAAAGUCAAUCCACAGUAUUAAUGUACAGAUCAUAUGUGAUGCUACAUGCAUCAUUACCAAUGUUGAGGCAAAGUGGCCCGGCUCAGUUCAUGACUCACGAAUGUAUCGUGAGUCAAGCCUGAGCAACAGACUGGAGCGUGGAGAGAUUGAUGGCUUUCUCCUGUGGGAUAGGGGUUACCCAUGCCAGCCAACACUUAUAACCCCUUACCCAGAACCUGACCAAGGCCCACAGCAGCGCUUUAAUGUGGCACACUGCAGGACGAGAGCCCAGGUGGAGAUGACCAUAGGCCUGUUGAAAGCACGUUUCCAGUGCCUACGUCACCUUAGGGUCACCCCUGAAAGGGCCUGCGACAUAAUUGUGGCAUGUGUAGUUCGCCAUAAUAUUGCUAUAAUUAGAGGGGAACAACACCCUGCCCUACACAUACAAGACCCGGAGGAAGACCCCAUCCACCCUGCAGAUUUCCACGAUGGAAGGGCACUUCGAGACCUAAUAUGCUGCAAUUCUUUCUCUUAA
This is a messenger RNA of Paramisgurnus dabryanus, 774 nucleotides long. The record is from RefSeq and is a predicted model, not a curated record. Lineage: Eukaryota; Metazoa; Chordata; Actinopteri; Cypriniformes; Cobitidae.